AUGUCAUUGUAUUUUGAUACCCCAGUACAGUUUAAAGAAAUUGGUGCUAUUACAACCAAUGGUGUUUGGCAUCCAAGCUCACCAUUAUUGGCCGUUGCAAGCUAUUCCCAAGAACGUGGUGGUUUUGUCAGCAUAUUCGAUGAUUUGGGAGAACCGUUAAGAGAUGUUGAGACACCAUGGCAUCCUGUAUCACAAGUAACAGCUCUUGCUUGGCGUCCAGAAAAACCAUUAUUAGCAGCCGGUUGGGAAGAUGGUGCUUUACGAAUUUGGGAUGGAUCUGCCUCUGCAUUUACUACAGUGCCUGCUCCACAUACAUCACCUUUGACUCUUUUAGCGUUCAGCGAAAAAGGCGGUCGAUUAGUAUCCGCAGAUUCGGCUGGUUCAUUAGUCGGAUGGAAAGUCGAUUCCCGCAAUCAGUUAUACACAUCCUUUCAUCACGAUUUAAAAGAAAGUAUUACACACAUUACAUUCCGAUUAACCGUCACAAAUAAUGUACAAAAAGAAAUCAAUAACUUGGCAAAAGCCGCUGUAAAUGGUGAUGAACAAGCUUUGGAUUUAUUCAGUAGUUGGCGACCACGAACAGCAGCUAAUCGAAUUAAUGUUCAUGCAAAUACCAAUGAUAAUCAUUGCUUUUAUAUUGGAACACAAACAGGGGUAGUUUAUUAUGUUAAUCAUUCAGGGAGUUGUAGCGAGGUGUUAAAUACGGAUGGACAACCGUUAAUUAGUAUUAUGUAUCAUCCUAAUAAAGAUGCGUUGAUUAUUAUGAUGGAAGGAUUAAAUAUUGGCCAUUUUGCUGUGGAUUCAAAUGGCCAUUUAACUGAAUUGGUUAAAGUAAAACUAAGUGGAAAGUCACAGGCUUUUCGUGGUGCCAAUAGUCAAGGUUUAGUUUGGGCUGGAUCGGGUCUCUUAGCAAUAUUAACAGGUGACAUGACAGUUCGAAUAUGGGAUAUUGAUAACAGUGACAACUAUAUUUUGUCGACAUCAGAACAUCAUCAUCGAAUAAUUGGUGAAGAUCGCGACAUUAUGGAAAGUGCAAUUUUUACUUGUAUAUCAUACUGUAAAUUAAACAAUAUGUUAUGUGCGGGAACAAAUUUAGGGCAAAUCUAUUUUUGGCAAUACUCUGGUGGAUCACCGAAUGAUAAUAAAUAUAUCGAGAAUCCAGAAAGUGUCUGGCAGCUAAAAACAAUUAAUCAAAUUAGUGGUACAAUUAAACAAUUAUUUUGGGGAUCCAUAAAUUCUGUUGUUCCAUUAUUAUCCGUAAAUUGUAUUACUAAAGUUUAUAUUUUAAAAGAACAAACUUUAAAUACAUGUUAUACGGAGAAUAUUUGGGCGACCCAAAUUAAUGCUUCGUCCGUAAUUUUAAGUACAGAUACGGAAAAUGUUACACUAAAAUCAGAGAUCCAAAUUACAUGUAUGGCAGUAUCAAAAGAUUAUAUUGCUAUUUCAAAUGGAAAAAUUGUUACUGUUUAUGAAAUUAUUUGGUCUGAAACCACUGGUGCCUACGAAGAAGCUUAUAAAUCGUUUCAUACAAAAUUAUUGCAAUCAUUUUUAUGCGAAAAUGAAAUAUUAUACAUUUAUGAAAAGAAAAUUAUUGUUCUAACAACUUUUGGAAUCCAAAUCCGUAUGUUAAAUGGAAUCCCUUCCACCACAAUCCAAACAAUCAGCGAAGAAGGUGAACCAAUUGGAAUCGAUUUAAAUAAUUCAUUCUUAACGAUUUACACAAUCAACGGAUACGUUAAAUUAAUCGAUUUAAGUAAAUCGUCCACCGAUAUUAAAUCAAUAUCGAAAAAUGUUUAUGAAAUGUGUCCCGAUUUUGGUGAAAUUAUUUGGGCGAAAUCUAAUUCAAAUGGUACAAAAAUUGCAUUCACUGUAGCAAACGCAAAUUUAAUACCUGAUCAAAAAGUAUACUUUUUGGAUGUGGAAAAUGAUACUUUAAAAGUAUUUGAACACUUUUGUAAUGAGCAGAAAGAUGAUGACGAUAAUGAUGUUAAGGAAAAACUUGAUGAAGAAAAAAUACAAGCAAACGGUUUAAAUAAUCAUUUGGAAAAUAAAAAAGCAUGCGCAAAUCGCUUACCAGUGAAAUUUUUUUGGGAUACACAAGAUGAACGAUUAUUUAUUUGUAGUGCAAAGAAAUUACGUAAUAAGAAUCAGCAAAAUAAUUCAGAGGCUGAUUUUUAUACAAAAACAAAUAGUUUAUUUUUUUCUGAUAUUAAAGAAAUUCCUUUACAUCCAGAAAAUCCGUUAGUAAUUACAGAUCAAAUUAUUGUAAGUUUGUUUAUCACAGACAAUCAUGAAAUUAUUUUGAAGGAAGUGCAAGAACUGUAUUCUGAUGCACAAUUAAUUGGUUUAUGUUGCCCGCACAUUGUAACGCUUGAAAAUAGUGUAAUUAAACGAUUAUUGUUAUCCGAUUUUCAAGGAAUGGAAAAAUAUGAUACAUCACUGAAGAAAGCUUUACUUGAUUUCAGCUAUUAUUUAAGCUUAGGAAAUAUGGAUGCAGCAAUUCAGGCAAUACGUCUUUUACCUAAUGGUAGUAAUGCUUGGAGGAAUUUAGCAAAAGUUUGUGUAAAAACUAAACGUGUAGAUGUUGCUAGAAUAUGUUUAGGUCACGUUGGUGCCGCCAGAGAAGCACGUGCUCUACGUUGUGCAAUGGAAGAUCCAACUUUAGAACCCGACGCCGUAGUUGCCGUUUUGGCUGUACAACUAGAAAUGCUUGAUGAAGCCGAACAAUUAUACAAGCAGUGCAAACGGUAUGAUUUAUUAAACAAAUUGUACCAAGGCCGUAAUAAAUUUUCGCAAGCAUCAUCAAUUGCACAAAAAUAUGACCGUAUUCAUAUUCGAUCAACUGCUUAUGCUUGGGCAAAAUCUGCAGAACAAGCAAAUGAUAUACCUAGUGCAAUAUUACACUAUGAAGAAUCAGGUACACAUCGUGAUAAUGUACCUCGAUUACUUCUGGAUAAACCAAAAGAAUUGGAGGAAUAUAUAAAGAAAAGCAAUGAUAAAGAAUUAAUGAAAUGGUGGGGACAGUACUUGGAAUCAAUCGGUGAUAUGGUACAAGCUUUGCACGCCUAUGAAGCAGCUGGUGAUUGUUUUUCUCAAGUUAGUGUGUUAUGUUUCUCUCAACAAGAAACUCGAGCUGCAAAAUUAGCACGUAGUUCGGGUGAUAAAGCAGCUGCUUAUCAUAUGGCACGAUAUUAUGAAACUAAUGAAGAUAUUGAAAACGCUGUUGCAUUUUUUAUUAAAGCUCAAGCUUAUGCCAAUGCUGUUCGAUUAUGCAAAGAGCAUAACAUGAUCGAUGAACUAUGGAAUAUCGCAUCACUAGCUACAAAACGGGAUAAAAUGGAAUGUGCAAGAUAUUAUGAAAAUAUGGGUGAUAUUGAUAAAGCUAUUAUUCUUUAUCAUCGUUCUGGCAUGAUUCAUAAAGCAUUAGAUUUAGCAUUUAAAACUAAAAAAUACGAUACACUACAAGUAAUUGCUACAGAUUUAGAUACAAAUUCGGAUCCAGCUUUAGUUCAAAAAUGUGCAAAUUACUUUGUAGAAAAUGAACAUUACGAAAAAGCUGUGGAUUUGUUAGCUAUUGGAAAACAGUAUUUGGAAGCUUUGGAUAUUUGUCUGCAACAUAAUGUACAAGUAACGGAAGUAUUGGCUGAACGACUUACACCCGAAAAAGAUGAAAUGGAUGAACAAACUCGUAUAUCAGUAUUAGAGAAAUUAGCUGAAAGUUUACAAAUGCAAGGCAAUUAUCAUUUAGCAACAAAAAAAUUUACACAAGCUGGCAACAAAAUACGUGCAAUGAAAGCCUUAUUAAAAUCUGGUGAUACAGAAAAAAUAUUAUUCUUCACAAAUGUCUCUCGACAAAAAGAGAUUUAUAUAAUGGCCGCUAAUUAUUUACAAUCAUUAGACUGGCAAAAUCAACCAAAUAUAUUACGUAAUAUUAUAAAUUUUUAUUCAAAAGGUCGUGCAUUAGAUUUAUUGGCGAAUUUUUAUGUUGCUUGUGCCCAGGUUGAAAUUGAUGAGUUUCAAAAUUACGAAAAAGCUUUAGGUGCAUUAACUGAAGCUAGUCGAGCUUUAAGUAAAGUAACAGCACCCCAAGAUCCGGGAAGACAUAGACGAGCUAAUGAUAUUGUAAAUGCUCAAAUGACUGCAAUUAAACGAUUUGUUGACUGUCGGCGAUUAUUUGAAAGAGGUGAUAUUGCUGGAGGUAUGAGUCAAUGUCGACAAUUAAUAAGCUCUGGUGAUUCAAACAUCGAAAAAUAUGUCCGUAAAGGUGAUAUCUAUGCUGUAAUGAUUCAACACAGCUUAAAUGCAGGUGAUACCGCAGAAGUUAAACAAUUACUUGUUGAAAUGAAACAAUAUCUAGCAACAACAAAUGUUAGCCUAACAUAUUAUUUAAGCAGUGAUGUUAUACAAUUACUAGCUAAAACUUUAGGAAUACCUUUAAGUUCAUUAUUACCACAAAAAAAUGUUAGUGAAAAUUCACCUGAAGAAAAUGAACAAGAAAUACAAGAAGAAGUAGAUGAUGCUUAAAAUGAUUCAAAUCGUGGUAAUCAACAUCAGACCACGACCACAACAGUUCCAACGGAUUUGAGAGUAAAUCCAACUGCGUUAAAUGCAGUUGC
Molecule: messenger RNA, 4616 nt
Organism: Chrysoperla carnea
Lineage: Eukaryota; Metazoa; Arthropoda; Insecta; Neuroptera; Chrysopidae
Gene: rempA
Product: intraflagellar transport protein 140 homolog
Exons: 14
Coding region: 1-4524 (1507 amino acids)
Biological process (GO): intraciliary retrograde transport
Cellular component (GO): intraciliary transport particle A; ciliary basal body; axoneme
Molecular function (GO): protein binding
Source: RefSeq, a predicted model, not a curated record